AUCUUGAAUUAUAGUGAUCAAUUUAAGAAAGGUAGGCAACAACGCCGCACGUACACGCUCGACGCUCUAGCUCUUCGAGCUCUUCCUCCAACAUCGACGUCGCUAACUCAUAACCAAGCCCGGCCCUUAGCCUGCCUGUCCGUCCGAUCCCCGGUACCAUUCGACUGCACUUGGAUGAGCGCGCUAGCCUCAGCAGCAAAGAGCAGCAACAUGCAUAGCGUUGGCGCAGUAGUGCAGCCGUGGCAGUAAUGACGUGCUCCUGCCCACUCACCUAGUCGCUAGUGCACCUAUGAAUGAAGAACAGGAAAAGCGGAAUAUUAAUAACUUAUUUUCGGGUAAACUGGUACUCAUGGUAGUGCAGUGAUCAUUGAAGGAUGGGGGCAUCAUUCAGAAGUUAUGUUUGGGAUCCCAUGUUACUGAUCUCACAGAUCAUUGCUAUGCAGAGUGUCUUCUAUGUGUGCUUUGGAAUUUGGUUGAUUAUCGUUGAUUACAUCUUGGAUCAUCCCAAAUCGUUAAGCCAGAUAUUUGGUUAUGAUUGCCUUGACUUCAGCAGUUCAGGAGGAAGGAUGAUUGUUGCAGUCUAUGUAAUGAAUGCACUCACCUGUGCGAUUGGAUUGUGGUGUAUUGUGCAGAGGACAAAGCAGUGUACAGACUUCUCUGUUACAAUGCACUUUUUCCACUUCAUUGCCUGUUGGAUGUACAAUUCAUGGAUCCCCAGUUCGAUGGCUUGGUGGUUUACGAACAUUGGCUGUAUAGCAUUGACGACAGUGCUGGGAGAAUACCUGUGUAUGAGGACAGAGUUAAAAGACAUUCCCCUUACAGGAGCAAGGGCAGACUUAUGACAGCACUAACAUGAACGGUUGGCCAUCACUGUUUGCAACAAGAUGACCAUGUUGCAGCGACAGUAAGAAUUUCUGCCAUGGAUUAUAUCAUCAAACAAUUGUCUAAAACAUAUUGCCAAUGGGGUGCAAGUUCAUUUGGACUGCAAUUACAAGGACAAUACAUUGUACCUGGAGCAAAAGUUUACUUCGUAAUGGACUGUGUCUUAGCUGAGUUGAUUUGCAAUAUGUACUUGAGACCACCAAGGAAGCAUUAAAGCAAGAAAUGAGGACUGGCAGCUUUACAUUCUUUCCAAGGGAUGUGGUAAGGAGGAUCAAUACCUUACCUCAGGCAUUGAUUAUAACAGCAAAUAAAUCAACAUGAGCUUACAAGCAUACAAGAGACAUAUUGUGUAUGAAUCCACCAUGAUAUUGUCUUGGCAUUGAUGAGCAAAAGUAGCAGCAGACUCGAUGAGAAAAUGAUUCACCUGUGAAGGUGCGUGCAAGUAAAGCAAGAAAGUUUGAUAUAGUGGCAAAUGCGGGAUCUUCCCACAAGGCUGCGCAUUACGUUUGCCUUCAUGAAAGUUAUUUUCUGCUUAACCUCAUAUAAACCUUACUGUACUUUCUAUUCCACACAUACAUGUACCCUGAAGGUACAUAGUUCACUUCUACAAUGUUGAAAAGACUACAAUGUUUUCUAGAGUGUAUAUUUCUGUUUACAUUUUAGAUCAGGCUAAGGAGAAAAUCUAUUGAUGUGCAAAAACAUAUAUGCAACACUCGGCCUCAUGGACCCUCCAUUCAAUAACUUAUAGAUGGAUUACAUAUAUUUCAUAGAGUUCAUGUUAUUAGGAAAAACGCACUCUAGCAAGAUGAUUUUUGUCUCACCUGAACAAAGUUCAGCAGAGACCUAAUCACUUUUCCUGUUGGUCCGUUAUUCUGUUAGUCCGUCAUUCUGUUAACAUGUGUUAAAGUUUUUGUUCAACUUGUUCUUGUUUCUUUAUUUCUGCAUCAAUUAUGUUCACCUGGUACAUAUGAUCCUUGGGUAAUUCCACAUUAGAGUGAUGGGGUCAACAGGUAUGAGGUCAUGUUCUCAUUUCUAUAUUUCUGCAUCAAUUUUGAUUGCACUUGGUGCAUAUGAUCCUUGGGUAUGCGUGUGUGUUUUUGAGGAAGGUGGGGUUGAAGGUCAUCUAGGGGUCAAAAGGUCAAAUGAUAUUAGGUCAUGUCCAUGCUUUUUCAAGUUUUUGUUCAACUUGGGUCAUAUUUCUUAAUAUCUGCAUCAAUUGUGUUCAUACUUGGUACAAAUGGUCUUUGGAUAUUACCACACCUGUGUUCUUGAGGAUGAUAAGGUCAAUUGUCAUCUAGGGGUCAAAAGAAUAUUCCAUUUACAUCUAGGGGUCAAAAGAAUAUUCCAUUUACAUCUAGGGGUCAAAAGAAUAUUCCAUUUACAUGUACAUUUAUUGUGAAAUCAGGCGAGACUCGUGGUUUGAGAACCACCUUGUUUUUAAUUCAUAUGAAAUUCUGAACAACUCACUUAUCAAAUUAAAUGCUUUGAUUUCUGUAGCUUUUAACAGUUUUUGUAAAUUAGUUGUUAUAACAAGUUGAAUGAAAAGAGUAGUAAAAGAGCAGUCUAAUGAUUUUUUUUAUUUUAUUAUAAAUGAGAAAUCAAGUUGAUUAAUAAUGUAAGAAUGGAAUGAGAUAAAAAUGUGAAUGGACAUUUGUAGAAAAAAUCAAAAUCAAAGAAUAACAGAGUUAAUUGAUUUGUAAAGGGGAAGUCUACCCUGAUGUGAGAAAAAAAAAUUUGAUGGAUUUUGACCAAACAACAAUUGAUAUCUUUCUCUCAUAUGUCUGUAUUAUAACUAGCUUUUAGACUGCUCCUGUAUGAUGUCAAGCAUCAAACACACAAUUGGCAGUGUCAUGUGAGCUCACUUUUCAUUUAUCUUGUGCACUUUUUUGUGUUGAUUUGUAGACUAUCUGGCACAUAUUGAUCAAUGAAAUCAUAUUAGCCCAACAAUCUAGCUAAUAUUAACAAAAUGUUAAUGGGCCCACUGGUCUAGUCUGGUUUUUACAGGUAAUAGUGAUCCAAAGAUAUCUGACUGGUACUUUAAAUGUAAGCAUCCAUAUUUGUGGUUUGGUGCAAACACUUGAUGUUCCCCCCAAAAAAGAACAAAAAAGUUAUUAUUAAUACUUUUUAAUCAUUGUAUCAGUACUUUUCUUUCAUUAAAUUUUAUUUGCAAAAUUGUAAAACCAGAAAACAUCCUUAAAGUGGCAACAAAAAAGAAGUGUAUAAAAUUGAUGCAUUAACAUUUCCACUCAAAUUGAUCUGUUUUAUUCAAUUACCUAAUUUUAAUACAAAAAGGAAAGCAGUAUUGAUUCAGACUUCUAAUGAUUAAUUGCCUUGAACAAGCUAAUUACAAGAUUGCCCAAGAUAUAGAUAUUACGUAGAAUAUAACAAGCGAACGUACUGGUUAGGUUUGCAUUUAAUACAUUGAAAUUCAAACAACUCAAAAAUGUUUCAUACGGAAGUGUCAAGGAAAUAUUUGUUGUUGUACUAAAGGUGAUCAUUGGCCGAUUUUAUGAAGGAUUUACAACUGUAAAUUAAAAUAAAUAAAACUGGCUACCCAGUCCUGUAUAGACAUGGUAGUUACCCUAUUGGAGAAAAUUUAUGAUAAUUGUAAUAAUGUCCUUGAAACUACAUGUAGUCCCUAUUCCCCACUAUAUGUUCAGAGGUCAUAUAUUGUACAUAAAUA
Messenger RNA from Lytechinus variegatus (green sea urchin), 3565 nucleotides. It is a transcript of the gene sys1, whose product is annotated as protein SYS1 homolog. The transcript is spliced from 4 exons. Lineage: Eukaryota; Metazoa; Echinodermata; Echinoidea; Temnopleuroida; Toxopneustidae. The record is from RefSeq and is a predicted model, not a curated record. The coding region runs from base 375 to 842 and encodes 155 amino acids. Gene Ontology annotation, biological process: protein localization to Golgi apparatus; Golgi to plasma membrane protein transport; Golgi to endosome transport. Gene Ontology annotation, cellular component: trans-Golgi network; Golgi membrane.